Molecule: messenger RNA, 2146 nt
Organism: Corvus hawaiiensis (hawaiian crow)
Lineage: Eukaryota; Metazoa; Chordata; Aves; Passeriformes; Corvidae
Product: Fc receptor-like protein 4
Exons: 12
Coding region: 35-1948 (637 amino acids)
Biological process (GO): cell surface receptor signaling pathway
Molecular function (GO): transmembrane signaling receptor activity
Source: RefSeq, a predicted model, not a curated record
GCAUGGGGAUGGGGACUGUUGCCAUGGAAACGGGAUGCUGUUGCUGUGGGAAUGGGGUGGGGUUGUUGCCAUGGGAAUGUGCGGGUGUUGUUGCCACGGAAACAGGGGGUGCAGUUUCCCCGGGAACAGGAAGGGGGCGCUGUCGGCGGCGGUGCUGUGCGGUGACGUCACUGGUGUGACGUCACACCGCCUCGCAAGGCAGCAGAGCCACCACCCAGGGGACAAGUGGCCCCGGCAGUGUGUGACAGCCAGCCCGGGUGGCGGGGGACAGCGGCAUGGCCGGGAAGCCCAGACCCUCGGCCUCGCUGGCGCCCAGACCACCCAGCUCCUCGUGCAGCCCCCCUGGACGCCGCCGGUGCUGUGGGACCGGGUGACACUGACCUGCCAGGGCUCGGCCACCGCCGCUGCCACCACCUGGUACAAGGACGGGCAGCGCUGGUGGCAGUUGCAGGGACCCGACCGAUUCCGUGUCACCGAGAGUGGCACCUACCAGUGUCACAGACCCGGCACCGGUCGCAGCCCCACCGUGAGCGUCUCCAAUGCCUGGCUGGUGCUGCAGGUGCCGGCGCAGGCGCUGCUGGAGGGGGACACGGUGACACUGCGCUGCCGGAGCUGGCAGGACAAACCGGUGUCCUGGGUGUCCUUCUACCACGAGGAGAAACAACUGCAGCUGUUCCGCGAUGGGACCGAGCUGUCCCUGUCCCCUCUGCAGCUGAACAACACCGGCCGCUACCACUGCAGGGGCUUGGUGGAAGACAGGACGAGACAAACGUUUAUGAUGUCGGAGCCGGUGACGGUGACAGUGCACGAGCUGUUCCCGGUGCCGGUGCUGGAGGGUCCCCCCGAGCCCACCGAGGGGUCCCCCCUGAAUCUCAGCUGCCGCAGCACCCCCAGCCCCCUGCGGCCCCGAGCCCCCCUCCUGCACCUCUUCUACCAGGACGGGCGGUUGGUGGGGGGCCCGCAGGGGUCCCCGCAGCUCCUGCUGCCCGCCGUGGGGGUCUCCCACUCGGGGAAUUACAGCUGCGAGGUGCGCUCCGGGUGGGGGCCCGUGCGGAAGAGCAGCGCCCGGCUCCGCGUCACGGUGCGCAGGGUCCCGCUCUCGGGGGUGUCCGUGUCGGCGCAGCCCCCCGGGGCACAGGUGGCACUGGGGGACCGCCUGGUGCUGAGCUGCGCGGUGGCCGCGGGGACAGGUCCCCUGUCCUUCUCCUGGCACCGGGGGGACUCGUGGGCACCGCUGGGCACCGGCCCCCGCCUGGAGCUGCGCCACGUUGGGGACAAUGACAGCGGCCACUACCAGUGCAGGGCCAGUGACGGGGACAGCGUGGCCGAGAGUGUCCCCCUGAAUGUCACCGUCCUGGUGCCCGUGGCCAAUGCCACCAUCAGCCCCGGUGCCCUGGCACAGCCGGUGCGCGCAGGUGACCCCGUGACCCUGCGCUGCUCGGUGCAGGUGGGCUCAGCCCCUGUCACCUUCACCUGGCUGCGCAACGGCAACGAGGUGGCCCGGGGUCCCCUCCUGGAGCUCGGGGACGUCCAUGUGGGACAUUCCGGCACCUACCAGUGCGUGGCCACCAACCAGCUGGGACAGGACGGGCACCGCGUGUUCCAGGCGCUCAGCCCCGAGCUGGCACUGACGGUGACACCGCGGGGACACUGGGACACAGCAGUGGCCGCAGGGGUUGGCGGGUCCCUCCUGUCCCUGGUCCUGCUCGUGGGUGCCGCCGUGGGCUGGCACCGGUGGCACCGCCAGGCCCCCGGGAUGCCGAAGGACAGGACCUCCCCGGUGCCCUCCGAGGAGGGGGAGGUGUUUUACACCCACGUGGUGCCCACCAAGAGGCCAGGGGGGUCCCCAAGUGCCACCCCCGAGGCCCCCCAGGUGACCUACGCGGAGCUGCCGGGACCCCGCUGGCACCCAGGGGACGGCGGUGACAUCUACGAGAACGUGCUGUGACACUGGGGUGGCACCGGGUGGCGCUGGGGGACGCCAGGAUUGGGACUAAACCGGAGAUUUUUGGUGAAAACGGCAGAAAUUUAGGAAUGGGAUUCUCCGGUUUGGGGCUUCCCCUAAAAAUCCCUUCUUGGGAGGCCCCAGAAAUCCCGAAUUUUGGGAGGAAAUUCUCCCGGAAAAGGGAACAGGAUGAAAAAUGAA